UGCUAUGAUUUUAUACCUCUUGUACUGUCUUUGGUACCCAUUGUAAGGAUGGCCGACAGCUGUGACAACAAAUCGAUUGAAAAGAAGUUUUUCGUAUUGCCGAAUUUCGACAGCUGCCUAAAUACCACGCGAGUUAGACAAAAAGCUUUUAUUUAAUAAGUUCGUUCUUUCGUUCCUAUUAAGACAUUGGUUAGCCAAAUACAGGCGGCAUCACGUAUUUCAUAGCAGACAAUAUUAAGAUCUGGGACGAUAUCGCGUUGGUCGAAAGAUGAUCGGUAUACAACUAAGAAGUUAGAUGGCGUCGAUUUCACUGCUGGAUUUUAGGCGCUAUUUAAAAUAGGAUUAUAUUUAUUAAUUUAAAACUCAGAAAACGGUCGUGCCAUUUUUGAUUAUUUUUAUUAUUAUUUUUCUUGGCAUUUCCAAUGGACUUGGACCGCAUUCCGAACAGGCAAAAUUAUGGCUAAGCAGAGAAGACUUUCUAAACACAAAGACAUAACCGAAAACACACUUUUUUGUAGUUCUUGCAAAUGCAUUAGUAUUGCGUAAAUUCCAGACUAUUUUUAAAAUUAAAAGGAAUUAGUAGAUACAGAUUUUAUGUCGUUUUAAUAACGUUUAAAUCUUUUGUAAGCUUGUGAGCUGAGUAACAGGUAUCAGUUAGUCGAGAAAAUAGCACACCAUGUUCUUUUAAAUUAUUUCGGGAUUCCCAAUAUACUAUAAAAAUCCGUAAUAGUACAAAUAUAUUAUAAUUCUUUAAAAUCACUUCACUUAUUAAAUUCGGUAUUUGAACUAAUUUCAUUCAGAUUUGUAAAGCCAAAAUCGUUAUACGCAGUUAUGUUAAUACCAUUACAACAUCUGUACGAAGUAUAAGAGUGUAUUGCUCCAGCCCAUCGUUUGUGCGAAUUUUUGGCAAACAAUAUAGGAAAAUAAUGCAAAAUGUAUAGGAACCAGCUGCGUAAAUUUGCCAAUAAUCGCGUGGAAAUUAACGCCUAUAAAAGCCACUGCCGCCAACCAUCUGCAAUCCAAAAUCUGAAAGUCUAAGAUGAAGGCCACUACUAUUCUAGCCGUCGUUUCCGUGCUCACCGCUUGCCUUUUGAGGAGCAGCGAGGCGGUGACCUGCACCGCCGAUGCCACCGUCACAGGAUGCAUUGACUGCACCACCAGUACAACCGAUCCCGAGUGCGUGGCCGAGGCAGCCGCCGCCACCACCACAACCUCAGCGACGGAGACCACCACUGCGGCCUCCAGUCCAAGCACCUCCUCUGGACGGCGGAAGAUCGUGCGCAUCACCAAUCUGCGCUACAUCAAUGUUCGGCGCAACCGCGUCAACCGGAAUCGCUUGCGGAGCACCACCGUCCGAAAUCAGAGGCGCAGGAACAACUCCAGACGUGUUAACGUGAGGAGGGCCAACGGAAACGUUAUUAUUGUCGGCUAAGAACGUGGAAUUCAAUAAAAUGCUCAACAAGAUAUGGAUUUGACGAAAUAUAUAUUAUUUUAUAUCAAAUUUACUGAAAA
This is a messenger RNA of Drosophila sechellia, 1512 nucleotides long. RefSeq lists its product as uncharacterized. The coding region runs from base 1040 to 1432 and encodes 130 amino acids. Lineage: Eukaryota; Metazoa; Arthropoda; Insecta; Diptera; Drosophilidae. The transcript has a single exon. The record is from RefSeq and is a predicted model, not a curated record.